ACAUAAUUCCAUAGAGUACUAACAAGAAUCUUAAUUUUGUCUGUGGUUGUUUGACAGAGUCUUUCACUUUAGUGUUCCGUGUUUGUAAAGACGUUUUAAGGACGUCAUGCCUUUCGCGCGCUAUGUUGAGCCAGGGCGCGUCGCCCUGGUAGCUGAGGGUCCCUUGAAGGGAAAACUUGUCAGUAUCGUGGACAUCAUUGACCAAACGCGUGCCCUAGUAGAUGGACCCGGCAGUGGAGUCCCACGUCAAAAGAUCCGCCUUAACCAACUGCAUCUUACAAAAUUCCGUCUUAGCUACCCCUUCACAGCCCCCACACGUGUUGUAAGGAAAGCAUGGACUGAAGCUAAAUUAAAUGAAAAAUGGGCUGAAAGCCAAUGGGCACAGAAGCUUGCAAAUAAAGAGAAGCGUGCACAGAUGACUGACUACGACAGAUUUAAACUCACAUCAGCCCGCGUCAAGAGGAACCGUGCUAGAACAGCUGUAUUCAAGAGCUUGAAGGUCAAAGCUGCAAGGAGUGGUGCUUUCGGAAAGAGAAACGUCCCGAAAUCAGCAGCAAAGAAACCCCGUACGAAAAAGGCACCCGCUGCUAAACCAGCAAAGAAGUAAUUCUAAUUUUGUGCUCUAAAUAACAUGUGUUAAAUAUGCAGGACAAUCAUAAUAAAGAAUUACUUUUAGCUGAA
Molecule: messenger RNA, 681 nt
Organism: Zerene cesonia (dogface butterfly)
Lineage: Eukaryota; Metazoa; Arthropoda; Insecta; Lepidoptera; Pieridae
Gene: RpL14
Product: 60S ribosomal protein L14
Exons: 2
Coding region: 107-607 (166 amino acids)
Biological process (GO): ribosomal large subunit biogenesis; translation
Cellular component (GO): cytosolic large ribosomal subunit; ribosome
Molecular function (GO): RNA binding; structural constituent of ribosome
Source: RefSeq, a predicted model, not a curated record